Messenger RNA from Centruroides sculpturatus (bark scorpion), 13116 nucleotides. RefSeq names its product neural-cadherin-like (gene CadN). Gene Ontology annotation, biological process: homophilic cell-cell adhesion. Bases 328 to 11142 code for a protein of 3604 amino acids. The record is from RefSeq and is a predicted model, not a curated record. Gene Ontology annotation, molecular function: calcium ion binding; cadherin binding. The transcript has 43 exons. Gene Ontology annotation, cellular component: plasma membrane; catenin complex. NCBI's taxonomy places the organism in Eukaryota, Metazoa, Arthropoda, Arachnida, Scorpiones, Buthidae.
CCUCCUCUCGUCUUUUAGUAGCGCCCACUUCUCUGCAUCGACCGUGGCCGCACUUUACUUACUAUUACGUGGAAACGUCGUUGCGAUGUGUUUCGAUGAGUAAAAAGUAAUCGAAAACGUUAUCUAUCUGAAUAAUAUCGUUAACAUCCUGUUACCGGAACCGGAACCAUUGGUGACGUCAUAUGGGGUGGCUUGGUUGUCGGUUGAGGUUCAAAGGCCAGUUCCGAGCUGCCGUGGCUGACGUUCGGAGAUGCUUGCUUGAUUAGAGCUGGACUCUGAAUCAAAAUUCUUUUAUGAAGUGUGCAACUUAAACAUUGGAGUACUGGAAUGUUAACAGCCAUGUAUCACUGUAAUAUGUUUUGGUUUGGACUGAGUGUUGUGAUGUCCUUUUUUGGAAACUCAUAUGAACAGCAUUCAGAACAUUUAGUUGUGGCUCAUGAUGUAUAUCCUGGAUACAGCAUAAAGAAGUUAAUAAAUAGGGGUCAGUCAUUUAGUCUUAUCAAUAAUGAAUUUUCAAAUUAUUUUACCAUAUUCAGUGAUGGUGUUCUGGUUCCAACAGCUAGUAUAGCUCAUUUUAUAGAUUCCCCAUUUACUUUGAUUGUUAGAGAAGAUUAUCCUAACAGAACUGUAGAAAAAAAUUUAAUCAUUCAUGUAAUGGAAAAAGACAAGAUGUUAAAAUUUAUAAAGGAUACAUAUUUAGGAAGUGUAACAGAGAAUGAACCAAAAGGUUCUGAAGUAGAAGGUUUGGAUUUAUUUUUUGCAACAACUGAUCCAAAGGAUCAAGUAAAAUAUCAGUUUAUAGAUGGAAAUGAAGAUAAUUCAUUUUCGAUCAGGCAACAAUCAGCAAAUGAUACAAAUCUCAUUAUAUAUACAAAUAAUUCAUUGGAUCGUGAAACUAGAGAGGAAUACAAUCUGACUUUAGAAGCAUCUAAUAGUAAAGGUGAUAGUGCAAAGACUUUCAUUAGGAUAAAAGUUGAGGAUGUAAAUGAUAAUCCUCCUCAUUUAUUAAAGAAUAGUUAUAAAUUCCAAAUACCAGAUUCUACAGAGCUACACAAAGUUAUUGGAAAGAUAAUUGCAGUGGAUGCUGAUGGUGAUCAACCUGUAUAUCAUUUUUCAAAAAAGCAUUCGGUGUUUACUAUUAUUCCAAAAACAGGACAGAUAUUAUUAUUGGAAAAACCACAGCUGAAAACUUACAAAUUCCUAGUGGAAGCUCACGAUAAUCGUAAACCACGUUUAACAAGUAAUCCUGUUCCAGUUAUAAUUGAAGUAUACAGCCAUAAGAAAGUCAACGAAAAUACAACAGAAAAUCAAGUUAUAUUAGUGCGUAGUAAAAGAUCGGGUAGACCUACAAAGACUUAUGAGUAUAAAGAAACAGAUGGAAGUAUCAAGGGUAAAAUAAUGUUUCAUUUAGAGAAACGAAAUAACGAAGAAACAUUUAAAUUAGAAGGUAUAAAUCGUUGGAUAGACAUUGAGGAAAAUGGAAGUGUUAAAGUAAAGGAACCUUGGGACUACGAACAGUUAGAAAAAGAAAAAACUAUAGAUUUUUGGGUUUUAAUAGGCAUUCCAGGAUUUCAAGAACAUGAAAAACAGCGUGUUAUUAUUCACGUGAAAGAUGUCAACGAUGAGAGUCCUUAUUUUAUAAAUAGACCUCUACCUAUGCAAGCUGUAGUACAAUUAAAUGCACCUCCAGGUACUCCUGUUUUCAAAUUACAAGCUAGGGAUCCUGACCAAGAUCAUGAUAUACAUUAUUACUUAGUUCGAGAUCGAACUGGUGGCAGAUUUGAAGUUGAUGAAAGAUCUGGAGAAGUACGAACAUUAGGAAGUGAUCCUUUCAUGUUGGAUAAAGAAUAUGUAUUGUAUGUAAAAGCUGAAGAUCAAAAUGGACAAAUGGAAAGUGGUAGUAGCACUUUGCAGUAUCAAUCGACUGGAGAGAAAAGGUUAUCUAUAAUGGGAGGGAAAAGACCACCUCAGUUCUAUAUGUCAAAAUAUGAAGUAACCAUUCCUGAAAAUCAAAAGAAAGAUUCUGAUAUUAUUGAAGUGAAAGCAAAAUCAUUUGCUGAUAGAGAGAUUAGAUAUACAUUAAGAGCUCAAGGUAAAGGUGCUGGAACUUUCAAUAUUGGUCCUACAACGGGAGAAGUAAAAUUAGCAAAGGAUUUGGAUUAUGAGGAUUUACGACAACCAAAGUCAUAUUCUCUUAUUGUUACUGCAACUGAAGAUUCUGGCGGAUUUUCCACAUCUGUUGAGCUGACAAUAAAAGUAACUGAUGUAAAUGAUAAUCCACCAAGAUUUGAAUUACCUGAUUAUCAAGCUCAUAAUGUUCCUGAAGAUGUAGAAAUUGGAACUUCAAUUUUACAAGUUUCUGCUGCUGACAUGGAUCAAGGGAAAAAUUCUGAAAUUGAAUAUUCUAUAGAUAAAGAUGAAUUUACAAUUGAUAAUAAAGGCAUUAUUCGUUCCAAUAAGAGACUUGAUGCAGAUAUUAUGAAUACAUAUGUUUUAACAGUCAGAGCUACAGAUCAAGGAGAUCCUCCUUUAACUGGAACAGCAACAGUACGAGUUUAUACAGAAAACAAAAAUGAUGAACCACCAAAAUUUAGCCAAGAUGUAUAUACACCCAACGUAGAUGAAAAUGCUGGUCCUAAUACAUUAGUUACAACAGUGGUUGCAAGUGAUAUUGAUGGUGAUAGUAUUAUUUUUGGUUUUGUUGGAGGAGGAACAAUUUCUGGAAUGUUUCAAAUAGAAGAAAGAACUGGAGUGAUUAGACUCAUAAAUGGGCAAAUACAAUUAGAUAGAGAUAAAUAUGAGCUGAAUGUGACAGCUAGAGAUGAUGGAUCAUGUUGUAAAGGAGGAGGUUUGACAACUCACACAAGUACUGCCUUAGUUGUUGUAUUUAUUACUGAUGUUAAUGACAACAAACCUGAUUUUGAGCAAUGUGCUACUUAUGCGCCAAAGGUUGAAGAAGGAGCUCCAAGUGGAACAUUUGUCAUCAAAGUAAAAGCAAUGGAUCAAGAUAAAGGUCAUAAUGGACAAGUUCGCUAUUCAAUAGUGCAACAACCAAAUCAAAGAGGAACAAAAUUUAUAGUUGAUGAAAUAUCUGGAGAAAUUCGAACAAACAAAGUUUUUGAUAGAGAAGGUGAUGAUGGACGAUUUGUUAGUGUUACUGUUAAAGCUACUGACCGUGGUAAUCCACCACUAGAAGGUGUAUGUUCGUUUAAGGUAGAAAUAACUGAUAUUAAUGACAAUCCACCGUUAUUUGAUCGUCAAGAAUAUAGAGAGAAUGUAAAGCAGGAUACUCAGAAAGCUACAAAUAUUCUUCGUGUAUCAGCUUCAGAUGAGGAUGCAGAUAACAAUGGUGCUAUAAUUUACAAUCUUACUGCUCCAUACGACCCAUCAGAUCUUGAUUAUUUUGAAAUUAACCCAGAUUCAGGUUGGAUUAGUUUGAAAAAAGCAUUAGAUAGAGGUCAAUAUCAUUUAAGAGCUAUUGCAUUAGAUAAAGGUAUUCCUCAACAUAGAGCAACUGUAGAUGUGAUUAUGCAAGUUGUAGAUAGAGCAAAUAAUCCCCCAGUUUGGGAUCAACCAGUUUAUGGACCAAUUCCAAUCAAAGAAAAUCUAGAAGUUGGAAGCAAAGUUACUUCAAUUAGAGCAAGAUCAGGGAUCCCAGAUAGUCCUACUGUGUUUUACUCUUUAAUGAAAGGUGGAACAGAACAGACAAACAAGAGAGAUACUUUUUAUUUAAAAGAAAGAUCAGAAAAUGGAAAUACUUGGGCUGAUAUUUUUGUAAAUUAUCCAUUGGAUUAUGAAAGAAUACAGCAAUAUAAUUUAACAGUCAGAGUAGAGAAUAAUGGUGCAAGACAGUUAGCCUCUGAAGCAACUGUAUAUAUUGUAUUAGAGGAUGUAAAUGAUGAAAUACCUCUUUUUAUUGAACAAGAACAAGAAACUGUUUUAGAAGGCAUGCCACCUGGAACUAAAGUCACACAGAUUCAGGCAGUUGAUAAAGAUGGAACAUAUCCAAAUAAUAAGGUUUAUUAUGGAAUUGAACCAAAAGAUGGUGGUAAUAAAUACUUCAGAAUUGACAAAGAGACUGGAGAAAUAUUUACAAGAAUGGAAUUUGAUAGAGAAGAGAAACAAGCAUAUGUAAUAUUAGUAAAAGCAGAAGAUGGGAAUCCUUCUGACCGUCCAAAUAUGAAACCAGGAGAACCAAAUUCUGGUAUGUACUAUAUUCAUAUUUAUUUUAUUAUAGAGUUGGCCAAUAAGUCUGUGGUGUUUUUGGUGACAGAUGGUUGUAAACAUUAUGAGGUUUGUUCAAAAAAAAGAGUAGACUUUUGUCAUAGCGUGCGAACCAUUGCACCAAUUGAACUAUGGCAAGUGAUGCCACAAAGCUGGAAACUUUGGCAAAACAUGGAGCAAGCCUGUAAAAAGAUGUAUGAUGUUUAUGGCAAGGAUGUCUUGAAAGAAUAUAUAUGCCAUAAAUGGUUUGUGGGAUUUUGUUCUGGUGAUUUUUCUGUCCUAGACAAACCACACUCAGGCCAGCCACAAGAAAAUCUAAUACAAAUUGAUUUCUGUUUAGCAUCAAGAAUACGUUAUGAGAUCACUCAAGGAAAUAUAGGUGGAGCUUUUGCUGUAAGAAAUGAAACAGGUGCUAUUUAUGUGGCUGGUCCACUUGAUUAUGAAACUCGCAAAAUGUAUAACCUUACACUUGUGGCCUCAGAUACUCUAUAUGAAAACAACACUAGAGUAAUCAUAAGAGUUAAAGAUAUCAACGACUUGCCUCCAAAAUUUGAUCAAUCUACAUAUGAAACAGAAAUUUUUGAAGAAGAUUCUCAAGGUUUACCAAAAAAGAUUUUAAAGGUAACUGCAACUGAUGGAGAUAGGGAUAGACAUUCUGAUAUAGUAUAUUUUUUAACUGGUCAAGGUGUUGAUCAAGAAAUGGCAAAUAGUAAAUUUGCUAUUAAUAGUACCACUGGUGAAAUUUAUGUACUGAAACCAUUAGAUCGUGAUCUUCCUCAUGGCAGAUCUCAAUGGAGAUUCACAGUAUUUGCAGAUGAUGAAGGAGGAAAUGGUCUUGUUGGUUAUGCUGAUGUGUUAGUAAACUUAAAAGAUAUAAAUGACAAUGCACCUUUCUUUCCAUAUGCUAUUUAUACAGGAAAUGUUACUGAAAAUGGCACAGCAGGUAUGACAGUUAUGACAAUGACUGCAACUGAUUAUGAUGAUCCAAAUGAAGGUUCCAAUGCCAGAUUAAGAUAUUCUAUAGAACAGAAUCAAGUAAAUGAAAAUGGAGAACUAAUUUUCACAAUAGAUGAUGAAACAGGAGUUAUAUCAACAGCAGUUUGUUGUUUGGAUAGAGAAACAAAUCCUGAAUAUACAAUAAAAGUUGUAGCCAUGGAUGGUGGUAGUUUAAAAGGAACUGGUACAGCAACCAUAAAAAUUAAAGAUAUCAAUGAUAUGCCACCUGAAUUUACUAAAAAGGAAUGGUUUGUUGAAGUUGAUGAAACUGAAAGUGAUGAUAUUCCAGAAACACCAAUACUUGUGGUUUCAGUGAAUGAUGGAGAUCUUUUAGAAACUAACCGAUUCAGCUACAAAGUGAUUGAUGGUGCAUUUGGGGCUGAUAAAUUUACAAUGGUCACAAAUUCUGAUGGUACAGGAUCAUUGAAAAUUGCCAAGCCUUUAGAUUUUGAGGAUCCACAACAACGAUAUGGCUUCAAUAUAACAAUUCAGGUUAGUGAUCAUGGAGGUGAAACAUCAGAUGCAUAUCAUGUAGACUAUGCUAAAGUUCGUGUCCGUUUACAAGAUAUUAAUGAUAAUAAGCCUGAAUUUCAAAAAGCAAAUAUUGAAGUUACUGUUGAAGAAAAUGCUCAAACAGGUACAAGUUUAGCAACAUUUAGAGCUACGGAUGCAGAUCAAGGAGGAAAGUCACAAGUGAGUUAUUCAAUUGAUCGAUCAUCUGACAAGAAACGGCAAUUUACAAUUGAUAGAAAUGGAGUUGUGAAAAUUCAGAGAAUGCUAGAUAGAGAAGAAACUCCUAGACACCAAGUAAAAAUACUUGCAACAGAUGAUGGUUCACCACCACGUACUGCAACUGCAACAUUAACAGUUGUUGUUAGUGAUAUAAAUGAUAAUGCACCAAGAUUUGUUAAAGAUUACCGACCAGUUAUAUUGGAAAAUAGUCCCCCUCAAAGAGUAGAACAGAUAUUGGCUACUGACGAUGAUGAUCGAUCAAAAGGAAAUGGGCCACCAUUUACAUUCCGUUUAGAUCCCAAUGCACCAGACAUUAUCAGGCAAUUUUUUGAUGUUCAUCAUGAUCCUACUGGUGCAAAUGGUGAUGGAAUGGCAGUUGUUAACUCUAAAGUCAGAUUUGACAGAGAACAGCAAAAAGAAUAUUUGGUACCAUUAGUUAUGAAAGACAAUGGAAAUCCAUCUAUGACAAGUACUGGGACUUUAACAGUUGUUAUUGGUGAUAUUAAUGACAAUAGAAUGCAUGCUGGUAGCAAGAGCAUUUUUGUUUAUAACUUCAAAGGAGAAUCACCUCCAACACCAAUUGGUAGAGUUCAUGUUGAAGAUUUAGAUGAUUGGGAUUUACCAGAUAAAACUUUCUUCUGGGAAAAUAAUAUGCCACAUCCAAAUUUUGAUUUAGAUGAACAAACUGGUCUCAUUACAAUGAAACAAGUUACUAGUGGAAGGACUUACAUUCUCAGAUUUGUUGUAUUUGAUAGAUUAUUUUCACAGGAAGUUCAAGCUAAUGUUUCUGUUACUGUCAAAGAGAUUUCUGAAGAGGCUAUUUAUAAUUCAGGAUCAAUAAGAAUUUCUGGCAUUACAGCUGAAGACUUCAUUAGAGUCUGGAAUUGGAAAGAAAAUCGUCAAGUUAUUAGUAAAUAUGAAAAGUUUCGUAACUGUAUUGCACGUCUUACUAGUGCACGUAAAGAAAAUGUUGACGUCUUUAGUGUAAUUCUCAAACAAGAAAGACCUCCUAUCACUGAUGUAAGAUUUUCAGCACAUGGAUCACCCUAUUAUAAAGCAGAAAUGCUCAAUGGAAUAGUUGCCUUAAAUAGAGAAUUGAUAGAACAAGAAGUUGGCAUCAAUAUAACAAUGGUUGGAAUUGAUGAGUGCCUUAUUGAAAAUCAUAAUUGUGAAACUAGUUGUACAAAUGUUUUGAUGGUGGAUAGGCAACCAAUUAUGGUAAAUGCUAAUCGUACAUCAUUUGUUGGAGUAAACACGUGGGUUCAACCAAAAUGUACAUGCGGUGCUAGAGAUUUUUCAGAAAAAGAAAGUUGCCGUAAAAGACCACCACCUUGUUUUAAUGAUGGAAUGUGUUCAGAAACAACUAUUGGAAUAAAAUGUAAAUGUCAUCGUGGAUAUGAAGGACCACAAUGUCAACAGACUACUCGAUAUUUCAAUAGAGGUUGGGCCUGGUUUCCUGCAUUGCAACAGUGUGAAGAGUCUCACUUCUCAUUGGAAUUUAUGACUCGCAAACCUGAUGGAUUAUUAUUUUAUAAUGGCCCUAUUUCUGAUCCAGAAUUUGGAGAAGAAGUAGUUCAAGAUUUUAUUUCAUUGGAACUUGCAAAUGGUCGACCACGACUUUUAAUAGAUUUUGGUUCAGGUACAUCAGAAGUAGAAGUUUUUGUAAAAGAAGGCCUCCAUGAUGGAGAAUGGCACAAAAUUGAUGUAUUUUGGGAUAGAGAGGUAUCUGGAUAUGCUAGUUCACCACCACGUACUGCAACUGCAACAUUAACAGUUGUUGUUAGUGAUAUAAAUGAUAAUGCACCAAGAUUUGUUAAAGAUUACCGACCAGUUAUAUUGGAAAAUAGUCCCCCUCAAAGAGUAGAACAGAUAUUGGCUACUGACGAUGAUGAUCGAUCAAAAGGAAAUGGGCCACCAUUUACAUUCCGUUUAGAUCCCAAUGCACCAGACAUUAUCAGGCAAUUUUUUGAUGUUCAUCAUGAUCCUACUGGUGCAAAUGGUGAUGGAAUGGCAGUUGUUAACUCUAAAGUCAGAUUUGACAGAGAACAGCAAAAAGAAUAUUUGGUACCAUUAGUUAUGAAAGACAAUGGAAAUCCAUCUAUGACAAGUACUGGGACUUUAACAGUUGUUAUUGGUGAUAUUAAUGACAAUAGAAUGCAUGCUGGUAGCAAGAGCAUUUUUGUUUAUAACUUCAAAGGAGAAUCACCUCCAACACCAAUUGGUAGAGUUCAUGUUGAAGAUUUAGAUGAUUGGGAUUUACCAGAUAAAACUUUCUUCUGGGAAAAUAAUAUGCCACAUCCAAAUUUUGAUUUAGAUGAACAAACUGGUCUCAUUACAAUGAAACAAGUUACUAGUGGAAGGACUUACAUUCUCAGAUUUGUUGUAUUUGAUAGAUUAUUUUCACAGGAAGUUCAAGCUAAUGUUUCUGUUACUGUCAAAGAGAUUUCUGAAGAGGCUAUUUAUAAUUCAGGAUCAAUAAGAAUUUCUGGCAUUACAGCUGAAGACUUCAUUAGAGUCUGGAAUUGGAAAGAAAAUCGUCAAGUUAUUAGUAAAUAUGAAAAGUUUCGUAACUGUAUUGCACGUCUUACUAGUGCACGUAAAGAAAAUGUUGACGUCUUUAGUGUAAUUCUCAAACAAGAAAGACCUCCUAUCACUGAUGUAAGAUUUUCAGCACAUGGAUCACCCUAUUAUAAAGCAGAAAUGCUCAAUGGAAUAGUUGCCUUAAAUAGAGAAUUGAUAGAACAAGAAGUUGGCAUCAAUAUAACAAUGGUUGGAAUUGAUGAGUGCCUUAUUGAAAAUCAUAAUUGUGAAACUAGUUGUACAAAUGUUUUGAUGGUGGAUAGGCAACCAAUUAUGGUAAAUGCUAAUCGUACAUCAUUUGUUGGAGUAAACACGUGGGUUCAACCAAAAUGUACAUGCGGUGCUAGAGAUUUUUCAGAAAAAGAAAGUUGCCGUAAAAGACCACCACCUUGUUUUAAUGAUGGAAUGUGUUCAGAAACAACUAUUGGAAUAAAAUGUAAAUGUCAUCGUGGAUAUGAAGGACCACAAUGUCAACAGACUACUCGAUAUUUCAAUAGAGGUUGGGCCUGGUUUCCUGCAUUGCAACAGUGUGAAGAGUCUCACUUCUCAUUGGAAUUUAUGACUCGCAAACCUGAUGGAUUAUUAUUUUAUAAUGGCCCUAUUUCUGAUCCAGAAUUUGGAGAAGAAGUAGUUCAAGAUUUUAUUUCAUUGGAACUUGCAAAUGGUCGACCACGACUUUUAAUAGAUUUUGGUUCAGGUACAUCAGAAGUAGAAGUUUUUGUAAAAGAAGGCCUCCAUGAUGGAGAAUGGCACAAAAUUGAUGUAUUUUGGGAUAGAGAGACGGUACGACUAGUAGUCGAUAAUUGUAAAAACAGUGAGCCCAAAGAUGAUACUGAUCCACCUAAGAAUGGUCGUUCUAGUUGCGAAGGUCAUGGUGCAAUUGUGGCAUUCAACGAAUUUCUAAAUGUCAAUACGCCUCUACAGUUAGGUGGUGUACAUCAUCAGAAAUUAAAUAAUUAUAAUUGGAAAUUUCAGCAUACAAGAACAGGAUUUGAAGGAUGCAUCAGAAGAGUUACUCAUAACAGUGAAAUGUAUGAUUUAGGAACUCCUGGAAGUUCAAAUGGUAGUAAAAUUGGUUGUCCUCCAGCUGAAGAUUCUUGUUCUGCUAACAGUAUAACUCGUCUUUGUGAUCACGGUCUAUGUGAGGGUACAUAUAAUUCUGCAAAAUGCAUAUGUGAUCCAGGGUGGCAUGGUGCUCGUUGUGAUAAAGCUACACAAUCAAAAAUGUUCGAAAAGAGUAGCUAUAUCAAAUAUGCAUUAUCCUUUGAACCGCAUCCAUAUGUAACAGAUAUACAACUACAGUUUCGAACAAGACAAAAACAUGGAGAACUUUUCAGAGCAACUAGUAAACAUGGACGAGAAUACUGUAUAUUAGAGAUUAGAGAUAAGAAAUUAAGAUUUCGUUUUAAUUUAAAUCAUUUUCGAACAUCUGAUGAAAAAGAACUUUCACUCCCUUCGGCUCAAGUUAGUGAUGGUCAAUGGCACACUGUACAUGUUUUACGAUAUGGGAGUACAGCAAGUAUUUCAUUAGAUGGUGGUGGUGGACGUCGUUAUAACGAAAUAUUAGAUUAUGAAAAUCAGCAUCAAUUGAUGGAAAUAGAGAAACAGAAUGUGAUUGCUGGUGGAGAUGUCCAAUAUUUAGGCCCAAGAGUAACAGUAGUUGAAAAUGAUUAUACCGAAGGCUGUAUGAAUGACAUUCGUCUUGAUCAAAAAUAUCUACCAAUGGAAAACGGAUCAGAAAAUGCUGCUGUUGUUGAAUGGCGAAAUUUAGUUGAUGGUUGUCCUUCAAAUGAUCCAUGUCAUGGUGUAAUCUGCCAGCCACCAUUCAUCUGUGUAGAUUUAUGGCGGUUACAUGAGUGUCGAUGUCGUCAGGGCUUUAUUAUAACAGAAGAUGGUAAAAAUUGUACAGACAAUGAUGAAUGCCUUAAUGAACCUUGUUUAAAUGGUGGAUCCUGUGUUAAUCGCUUGAAUGGAGAAGGAUUUUAUUGUGAUUGUCCGCUUGCUUUUGGUGGUGAAUUGUGUACUGCAAGACGUGAAGAGAAAGUUAUGCGUCUAAGUAUGGCAGCUCUUGCUGCAAUUCUUGUCUGUCUACUCAAUAUUCUCAUUUUGGUGCUAGUAAUUGUUGCAUAUACAAGAAGUAGACGUCCAGAGCAUAAAUAUGGACACGGAGAUGUUGAUGAUGAUGUUAGGGAGAAUAUUAUUAGCUAUGAUGAUGAAGGUGGAGGUGAAGAUGACAUGAAUGCAUAUGAUAUAACUCCAUUACGCAUUCCUAUAGAUGCUAGUGGCAUUCCAAUAGGAGUUAAAUCUGGGCCUGAAAAGCCUCCUGCAAAAGAACCAAGACAGUGGCAGGCACCACCUGGUAAUCAUCCAGAUGUAGGAGAUUUUAUUCAAGAUCAUUUGGAAAAAGCUGACCAUGAUCCCAAUGCUCCUCCAUUUGAUGAUCUUCGUAACUAUGCAUAUGAAGGAGGUGGGAGCACAGCUGGUUCUCUGAGUUCCCUUGCCUCAGGUACUGAUGAUAAUGAUCAAGACUUUGAUUACUUAAAUGGAUGGGGACCACGAUUCCAAAAACUUGCUGACAUGUAUGGACAAGGUGAAAGUGAAGAAGAUUAAAGAUUGUGUAUUUGAAAUCAAGUCAUUUUGCAUUUUGCCAGGGAAUUAAUUUCCUCUGUUGGACAUCCAGUGGUGUUUGAUAUUGCAGCACUUAAAGCUGUGAUGAUCUCAAUAAUUGAGUAAUUUAGAAAUAUAUUUCCACAUCUAUUAUUGGUGUGAAAUUUGACUACAGAAGAUAUAUUGUAUGAAAUUUUUUAUUUCUUAUUUUUUUUAUACUGAUUUAUAUGUUUUUGCCAUUUUUUAUGUUCAACCCACUUAUAAUUUAUUUUAUUGUGUGAUCAAAAAGGCCAUUUUACCUCACUUUUUUAAAUUACUAUUACAAAAAUCAGCUUUUUUUAGAUUUACCAAAUUUUGAGUAUUUAGAUUUUAUUUUAUUUAGCAUCAAUAUAAAAUGAAAUUAGCUCAGAAAUAAUUUGUCAUAUUAAUUGCUUGUUAAAUAUUCUUAAAUUGAUUUAUUACAGUAUCUUUAGUAAGUUGUAUUAUGGCAAUGUCCCAAAAUGACUCUGCCAUCACGUGCUCAAUGAUCUAGUGGGGAAAGAUUUGCCAAAACUCUUAUGUAAAAUACGUAUGUUGUGUGGAAGAAAUUUGUUAAAAUUUACAUCCAUGAGUUAUAUUUGUUGCUAUAUUAAAUUUAUUAGCCAAAGCAGUAUCAUAUAAUUCAGGGAAUAUCACAUAUGAAGUCAGAAUGAGUCGAGAAAUAUACUUAUUCCAAUACAUUCCAGGCACUUUCCAUAUCAAACAGUAUGGGAUAGAUGUAUUAUAAACAUACCAUUUGGUGCUUUUCCACCAGUCCUCCUGUAUUGUGCCAAGAGAGAAUGCACAUGCCUCAACAGGCACAAUCAGAAUAUUAUGGGCAGCUUUAAAUUCAAAAUUUAGCUCGACAAAAAAGGGAUUCUGUGGUGUUAUAUAAAUUUUCAGUUAGACAUUCUGUAUUUCUUUAACUAUAUUUUCUUUUCCCAUCCUUGUAUUUAAAUAUUUCAUAUUCAUAUUGAAGAAAAUUAGGAGAUGUGAUAGUCAAGUUUUAACUUUUGCCAUCAUUUGCAAAAGCUGAAAGCUCACAGACUGCCAUCACUGACAUAAUCACAGGUGCUUCUUAAUUGUCGGUGCAUUAUUAAGUUAUAUAAACAAUCUUGCAGGAGUAGAAAAAUCUCGGCACUACCAAUUCACGGGCAUGCAUUUUAUAACUGUUCCUUAAAACCGAAGUCAUUCAGAGUUUAUUGUAUUGUUGGUAUCCUCUGAAACAUGCCCCAUUUGUUACUGUAUGUACUAUCUAGUGUGAAUUUGUAACUUUCCACUUGUUCUUUCAAUUAUAAAAUUAAGUAACAUAAAUCCCUUCCUACAAUUUUGUAAUGAUUUUUAAGGGUUUGGGCACGUCAGACAUGUUCUUUGGAAGUAACAUAUUAAUAAUCACUUAUCAAAUGCAGUACCAGUUUUUGAAAUAGUACAUUUACAUUAAAAACAGGUAGUAUGGAGUUCCUAAAAAUAAACAACUAUCAGAAGUGAAGUGCCUAGUGUAGCCAUCUUUUGUAGAACAGGCUGCCGUAAUGCCCAAACCCAUCUUCACAUUGACUCCUGCCACAUUUGUACUCAAAAAUGAAAAAAAUCUUGGUUUCUUUGUCAUCAUGACCAAUUUGCCUUUAUAUAUGAAAUGUUUUGUUAGUACAUCAACAAUUUUACUCAUCACCACUUUUUGUCUUUAAUCCUGUCUUUUCUAAAAGUCCUGUUGUUUGUAGUUUAAUAAGUGCAUUGUUUGCAAAUUAAUAAAAAUCUGAUAAAAUAAAAUUUUGAUAUCAUAUCUUUGUCACAUUUAAAAAAUUUUAUACAAUUAAAACACUUGGAUUUACAGAUUCCUGGAAUCAGAAUGUAGUGAAUGCAUUUAUAAGCUGUUGUGCUUAGCUAAUAUUUCUUGCUGUUUAAAAUUUUAAAAAUUGUGACAAAUUUGACCAAAAAGAUUAAAAGAUUUUUAACUUGUUU